This is a messenger RNA of Fulvia fulva, 1203 nucleotides long. Its product is annotated as Zinc-regulated transporter 2. Gene Ontology annotation, cellular component: plasma membrane. Lineage: Eukaryota; Fungi; Ascomycota; Dothideomycetes; Mycosphaerellales; Mycosphaerellaceae. Bases 1 to 1203 code for a protein of 400 amino acids. The record is from RefSeq and is a predicted model, not a curated record. Gene Ontology annotation, molecular function: zinc ion transmembrane transporter activity. The transcript is spliced from 3 exons. Gene Ontology annotation, biological process: zinc ion transmembrane transport.
AUGCCAUCGGCGACUUGGAGCUCUCCCAGCAUCAAAGCAGACACCAUGUCGACAUGUGGAUCGGGCACCAGGAAGGAGGACUACAACCUAGGACUUCACGUGGGAGCACUGUUCAUCAUCCUUGGAGUCUCAGCCGGAGCAUGUGCGCUACCAUUGAUGGCACUAAAGGUGCCACAGCUGCGGAUCCCAGCAAAAGCGCUUUUCGUAUUCAGGCAUUUCGGGACUGGAGUUCUUAUCGCGACAGCUUUCGUACAUUUGUUCCCAACAGCAUCCGUCUCGUUGACCGAUCCAUGCUUGCCCAGCUUCUUCAAUGAGAAGUAUCCAGCUUUCGCAGGCGCCAUUGCCCUCGCGUCUGUGUUCAUCAUCACCAUUGCAGAGAUGAUCUUUAGUCCAGGGAGAUCACUGUGUUCUGGACCCAGCGCAGAUUCUCAUGUAGUGGGCGCAAAUGAAUCGAAGAUAGCAUCGCCACCAAUGUCUCAAGAGCCGUCAUUCAUGGCAGACGAUAUCACGCCAGCUCAAACAACGCCACAAUUCGGACGCACCCGCUCAGGCCGAAAAGACAACCCAAAGCGCACACCAGCACAACACGACCAAGCCUUCACAGACACCCUGGCUUACGAAGAAGCACAAAUCUCGCUCGCACUUGCCGACAUUCGACGAAUCAGUGGAGGUAGCUUCGACACUACGGAUGAAGUCAAGGCGGAGCAGCAGCGCAAGAAGCUCACGAUGCAGUGUAUGCUGUUGGAGUGCGGUAUCCUCUUCCAUAGUGUGUUCAUAGGAAUGGCUUUGGCGGUGGCGGUUGGGAGUGAGCAGGUCAUCCUUCUCGUGGCGAUAGCUUUCCAUCAGACGUUCGAAGGGCUUGCGCUGGGCUCGAGGAUUGCUGCUGUGGGGUGGAAGCCGAGAGCAUUGCAGCCGUGGUUGAUGGCGUUGGCGUAUGGGUGCACCACGCCUUUAGGACAAGCAAUUGGCAUCGGAACCCGCAAUCUAUACGACCCAGAUUCAGCGACGGGGCUGAUCCUAGUCGGCACGAUGAACGCCAUCUCUUCUGGCCUGCUCACCUACACAAGUCUUGUCGAUCUACUAUCCGAAGACUUCUUAAGCGAUGACAGCUGGAGGACCCUGCGCGGCAAUCGCCGUGUAAUGGCGAUGUCGUUGGUGUUCUUUGGAGCGUUCUGCAUGUCAUUGAUCGGCGCAUGGGCAUAG